This is a messenger RNA of Pseudozyma flocculosa PF-1, 2700 nucleotides long. RefSeq lists its product as uncharacterized. Gene Ontology annotation, molecular function: nucleic acid binding. The coding region runs from base 1 to 2700 and encodes 899 amino acids. The transcript has 2 exons. The record is from RefSeq and is a predicted model, not a curated record. NCBI's taxonomy places the organism in Eukaryota, Fungi, Basidiomycota, Ustilaginomycetes, Ustilaginales, Ustilaginaceae.
AUGUCCUCCGCAGGCGACUCGACCGCGGCAUCGCUGGCGGUCCAGAUUGAGCAGGAUCAGUCCACAGCCGUCGAUCAGCUCACUCACGCCCUCCAAGCAGCCACCACGGCAGAUCCGGCCGCCAAGGAUACAUCGGCAACCCACACCCAGUCAAACGGCUCGCCCGCGCCCGCCCUAGCCGCCAGCACCCUUUCGCUGCCAGAGAGCGCACCAUCGUUGGCAGCCUCGCGGUCAAACACGCCCGCGCCCGCCGUCGUGCCCUCGAUACCCUCGGCAUCGCCCUCUGAAUCCUUGGCGUCGCUUGCGUCGUCCCUGGUACCAACAGCGCCGGCCGCGCCCAUCGACGAUACCAUCCUCGGCGCGCUCAAGAACUCCAGAGACCGCGUCUUCUACAUGCAGCACGAGCGCGAGAUGGCCCUGUUUGUCCGCGACCCGGCAAGGCAGAGGCUCGACCUACCCCUCAUGAACACCUACCAGCGUCUCCUCGUACAUCGCUGCGCAGACCAGUUCAACCUCGACCACCAGCUCGACCCAACAACCCGCGCCGUCAGUCUCACAAAGACGCCAGAGACCUGCAUGCCCGAGCUCCGCAUCUCGCAGAGGGUCGCCGCCCUCUUUGGCGACCGCGAGAGCGGCUCGGGCAAGGCAUCGCCAGCUCAGGCCUCGACGCCUCCGCACAACCCGAUGGCUGGUACCGCUGCUUCCGCUGCGUCCUCCUCCUUCGCCUCCGCUGCCGCCGCUGCAGGCGGCGAUCUGGCCUCUGGCACCUCUUCCGCCGUCACCUCGCCGGUCAGCGCCGGCGCCACACCUCCGCCGCCUUCAGGCUUCCGCAUCAUGCGGAGAAAUCCGACGGCCAGCUCUCGAGGCAGCCAGACGCCCGCCGCCUCCACCUCUGGCUCCAACAGCGAUAGCGAGCGGAGCGAACUUGCGGGCUGCGGCAAAGCCGUCCGCAAGGAUCGCAAAAACAUGACCAUCGAGGAGCGCGAGGCGGCGUACAAGGCAGCGCGAGAGCGCAUCUUUGGCAAGGCCGAAGCCUCGGACGCUCCAAAGGCGGACGACAAAAAGGGAGGGGCGUCGGCAACCGCUUCCAGCACCAGCGGAAGCAACGCCUCGGUCAGCGGCAAGCCAAGCAAACAGAGCGGCUCCAGCAGUGGAGGAGGAGGAGGAGGCGGCGGUGGUGGCAGGAAAAAGGCGGGCGGGAGCACAUCCCUGUCCGGCAGCCAGAAUGGGAGCACCGAGUCGUUCUCCCGCGGCAGGAACUCUGCCAACCGCAAGGCGGACGCUACGCUUCCGGCCGACGACGACCUGCUCGGCUAUUCGCGCAACAUGGUUCCGCCAUCGACGAGUACAGGCCUGUGGAGGCCCCAGGGCCAGGUGCAGUCGCAGCCCAAGCAGGCUGGCAAGGACUCACCGCUCGGCUUCCCUGUCCUCGGCGUCGGCGACGACGGGGGACCUGCGGUCGCCCAAGAUGCCAGUCUCCUGCCCAUGCCGCACUACGCGGCCGGGCCCGCCGGCUCGGCCGCAGCAAUGGCAGCCCAGUACGGUUACCCUCCCGCCAUGUCGAUGCAGCCACAGGCGAGGCAAGCCUGCGGCGGCUAUCCAGGAGAUCUGCAGGCUGGCUUUGGCGGCGCGCCUCGUACAGCCGGUGCAUCGUCGUCGGCGCAGGCGAACAAUCUGCGGGCAAAAGCUCCCGUCUUUCUGCCGCCGGGCUCGCAAGGGAUCACCGGCCAGUGGUCCUACACGCCGGAGACAGGUGGCUCAAGGGGGCCAUCGACGCCGGGCUCGGAGGGCUCGUACGGCGCGGGACCGAGGCAGCAGCAGCAGAUGCUGAUCGGUGGCCACCAGUUCUUGGGCGCGGACCGCGACGCCUUCUCGCCCUUCCCGCCAUCGAAUCCCAGCUCUGCAGGUGGUUCGAGAUCGACGUCGACGUCCAGCUCGGGAGGGCGUGGGCUAGCCUCGGUCGCAGUUGGCGGGUCCGGAGCUGGUGAUGCAUUCCCAGCACUGCCAGGCACCUCGAUGCAGGCCGUCAAACGUCAGCAGACCGCGAGCCCGGUCAGCGCCUGGAAGCUGGCGCCCGAGACGAACGGCGCCGGCCCCAAUGCGUGGGACGCUACGGGGCAGCUGCAGCAGGGCCAGGUGAUGGCGAUGAAUGGCGGAUCACAGCCUGCGGUGCCGCAGCAACCGUGGAUGAUGGGCCCCAACGGAGCCGCCUGGGCGCACCAACAGCAGCCGUUCGCUAGCUCCGGUGGGCAACGAGGACCGGCGAGAGGUGGUCCUAGCUACAACGGUCAAGGCGGGCCGGGCUGGGGCUGCGGCUUCCACGCGCAGGGCCAUGGGCGCUACCCGAGGGCCUCCAGUUCAUCGAGUCUGAGCGCCACGGGAUCUCUGAACGGCAGCCAGACAGCACCGCCGAGCGGCAGCAGGGACGACAGCAUGAGCGCUACUUCGACGUCGUCGUCGCGCUCGUCGCAGGUUGUCGGUCCGUCGAGCAGCACGAAGAUCUCGCACCCUUCGCUGCCGUCGAAGCCGUCCUGGAUCCAGAAGAACGGAAGCGGGAGCGAAGCGGGCACGCCGUCGAUCCGAAGUCAGGGCGUCGCUUCGUCCGGUCACGCCAGCGGUAGCAGUCAGACGCCGGCGGCGGCGGCGGCGACCACGGCGACGGCUGCCGUGGUGGACACUGCUUCGACGUCGGCCGCGUGA